Molecule: messenger RNA, 3097 nt
Organism: Amoebophrya sp. A25
Lineage: Eukaryota; Dinophyceae; Syndiniales; Amoebophryaceae
Source: the annotation of a GenBank genome assembly
AGACCACUAGCAGUAGCACUACCUACUACAACUACAUGCUCUUCCACUUGUUACAACUUCUACUUACCAGUAGAUGUAGAAAUAACUGGUACGAGCCUACCACUAAAGGAUGAAAACGCUCACAAUCCGCAACUGCUCCCGUUCCUGGGGUCACUGUGCCCCAGGUUUUCCUGCUAGCUUUCAGCUGCAGGGAAGAGCCCGGCUAUCACGCGAGUCGUCUCGUAGUGUACUCGAAAACACAGCAUCACAGACACGAACCGCACGGCUAGUUGUAGGUAGUCCUUCGUUGUAUCAUGAGCGAAAUUAUGGCAGCUCGACCGGAAUACUCGGUGGCACUAGGGAUCGAUAUUUUUCAACUUCAUCAUCGUCUAGCAGCAGUUCGAGGACUGCAGCGAGUUCAUUUUCCGCUUCCCCGACUUCAUCUUCCGCUUCAACGGAAAACCGCACGGACAUUGACCAAAAUAAGGUUUCUGGAAAUUCAUCUAUCCCGACAUCGUCGAUCUCGACGAGUGCCAGCAGCAGCAGCAGCAGCAGCAGCAGCAGCGCAACAGCUUCACAAACUUCUAGUUCUACUCUCGAGAGCUCCACCGAGUUUAGCAAAAAGAACGAAUUAGAGCUAGAUUUCUUCUUGGAUGAGACGCAUGAGGCGUUUUCGAAGAAAAUUGAAAGACCAAAAGUGACGGUCAAAAGCGCGCAGGACGACCUGGACGGCGGCGAUAGAACAACUUCAGCAAGAGUUAUUUCGAAAACUACUGAGUCGGAUUCGGAGUCUGGUUCUUCAUCUAAAUCUUCUACAUCGUCAAGCUUGAAUUUUAGCGACAAUCAGGAACAGAAGAAUCACAACGUCAAAAAUGCGAAAGAGGGACAAGAAAAAUUGAAUGAUGCAACGAGCAACGGAGCUGGAGACCACCAUAUACGAAAUUCCGAAGUGCAUUCAUCAUCAUCUACAUCAAACUCUAAGGGAGAAGAUCCUAGUAACGAACCCGAACAACAAGGCAAUAACGGCUUCAGUGAGGCGGAUGUCGCUGCACUGCGGGAGGAGGUGAAGAAUGAGCAUUUCAAGAGUCUUUGGGCAGUGCAUCAUUUCGCCAGCGGUGCUGAAACAUGGAAUGAGAAGAUGCGACCCCACCAAACUGUAGUCUGGCAGGUUGAUUCUGCGAUCACAGCACGCACCUUCUUCAAGUCCUUCCUGGUGAAAAUCAUGCGAUUCUUUUUUCGGGAACGAUCCGAAGAACAGUUGAGGCACAAAAAAUUAUUCGUUAGAUAGUAGCGCUAAUGCCUAAUGAAUGUUAAUGAUCAUGAUGAGUAUCUAUAUUUAUAAGAUUUGACCUUCUGGCAGCUCCUCGUUAUCCAUUAUUAUUGUCCUCACAUUCAUUUUUGCAAUCUUGAUCGAUAUCGUGAUCAGGAAGAUCAUGUACAAAUUUUUUUGCUAGAAACAGUCAGAAUGUUGCUCGCUCUACUAAAUAUGGACCUCACAAGAGAACGCGCGUCUCUUCUAAGCCAAGGCCGUAUCGGGUUUUUCGAGGAGUGGUACAGUGUCCCUGACUUGAUGUCGCAUUGCAAUCAGGCUUACCGGGAGUUGUUACGACGGCUGUAUGAACAGGACUUCGCGAACGUGUACGAUUUGGUAACGCAGGAGAUGGAAACUCAACAUUUUUCGAUGAACGCUACCAGGAAAGCACAUUCUGACUGUCCUAAAUCGUCUGCGUCUACGUUUACGUCUACAACAUCAACAGCGACCACUGGUACUGGUGGAAAGCAAGGGAUGGAUGCAGGAGAGGGUUCUCGCAGCCAGGAUGAAGAUGAGAAAAUAUAUGAUAAUGGCGCUGCUCGUGAUGUCUCGUUGGGUCUGACGGACGUGAACCUGUUUCUACUACGUGAAAUGCGGAAAGCAAAUGAAGCAGACUUUGAGGACAGAGCUGAAGUGCCAUGGUCUACAUCUACGGCAAAGCCUGAAAUUUUUGUGGAAAAGAUCUUUGGUUUCGGAGAAAAAUCUCCGGAACUGGUGAAACGCUUGUUGAAAAACUUAGAGAAGGAGCGAUCUAGCGUAGCAGGAAGACCAGAAAGAGGUUCUGGUAGUCGACGCAAAUCACCCUCCAGCGAGGAUAGCGAUAGUGAUGGUCCUUCAGGAAGUGAAGAUAGGAGUACCACAAAAUCGGACGGAAAAAUAAAUACACGACCUCCAAAACACGGAGAUCAAGAAGCAGACUUACCUUCGGAUGGAGCUUCUAAAUCAUGGACCUUCAAGCUCGGGCCAAUCUCUUUUCAAGUCCAAAAGUAUGAGGUGAAAGACCUAGAGCAUGAGGAGAAGUUGAAGUCCGCGGAUUCUCAGAAUGAUCAAAACAAAAAACCAACAAAAGACAUCAGGGAUGAAGAACAAGAAGCAAAAGCAAAGUCGGCUUCUUCGUCUACAAUUUCUACUAAAAAGGAUGAUGGUGCCACUAGUAGCACUGGUAGCACGUGGUCAACACAAGAUGCAGAUGCUCAGCCAACAUCCAGACCCGAUGGGAAUGCCUCCUCAACAAGAACUAGCAAGCCUGACGGCACAUCAGCUCCAGAUGUUGAGGUAAUUUCCAGUGAAAUUCGCUUCCGUGCUCUCCGAGGGCCCCUAAUGUUUCGCACUCCCGAGGAAAAUGCGGAGGUGGGUUUAAAUCAUCAAGCUAUUCGAAAGGAGCUGUUCGAGACGGUGGAUCUUCAUCUAGACCUUGAUGCGGUCUCGCGACUGUUGGAGAAGCAGAAGCGCGUUGGUGGGAUGAUAAAUGUCAUUGAGCGAACUGAUCAGCUGCGAUUGACAUGCAAGUUCAACAUUCCGCAGGGGAUUGCCAGUGGAUUUCGCCUCUCCCAAAUGCAGAACCUUUCCCUAGAGAAACGGCCAGCACUUGCAGGAGCUGGCUGUCCCAAGGCAUAACGAACAUUGUGAAGCUGACUUCUACAGUGAAAAUGCCGGCUUUAUCUCAGUACAAGAACUACAACGAAAAGUAUAGAUACGAAGAGUUUUCUGUGAGGAUACUUACCAAAUUCAGUGAGUGUGAAUGCCACCUACAACUACUUGCACUUCACCUUGUCCACGAUGCCUGAUUAUAUGCGAAGAUAAAAU